GCAGCUUCAUUUUAAUCUGUCAAACGCUGCGCUUGCUGGCCAUCCGCUAUAAUCGUCUUUACCUAGUGUAAUAAUUGUAUAAUAUUCAACGAUUUGCUGAUAAAAGUGACCAGGAGUAGAGCUAAAUAAUGAACACCGAAGAGGAAGAGCAACAGCCUACGAGAUGUAACUAUGAGCAGCGUACGCUUGCCGCAAGACUGCUUUUACAGCAGAUCGAACGUCUCUUUCAACUUCCCGGAUGUGAACAAGUGAAUCGUACAAUGGUGCCAGCCGUAACAGCUAACCCUGCGCCUAGGAACUACUACACUCAGGAAUCAAUUUUACCCUAUCUGAGUAAAAUUAAACAAUUCCGUCACGAUAUGGAUGUGCCGGUCCCGUUUGCCGAAUACCACGCUAAGUACAGAACACUGCUCGAGGGCAACGCUACGCUGAAAAACCGUGUCUUGCAACAGCGGGGCGUAUUAGAGUACGAGAAAUAUCUCAGCUCCCGUUCGCAAAUCCCGUUUGCCGAAUGGUACGCUGAGUACAAACAACUGUUUGAGUGUGAAGCGCAACAGCUGAGCAACAGUGCCAAGGUGGAUUUGCUCAUGAAAAAACUGGGCCCUGUAGAGUUGAAGAAAUAUCAAAGCUUCAUCUUGCCACGAAAACCGCAUGAUAUAGAUUUUGCAACCACCGUCAACAACUUAAAGAUUCUAUUCCGAUCCGGGCAGACAAAGCUAAACAAAUGGACCGAGUGUCUGGAGCUGGCGAAAGCCCCUGCGGAGGAUCUUACCACCUUUGUGGAGCGGGUGAAUAAAACGACCAAAAAAGCUGAGCUAUCUCCACUGUCGGGGGAACAAUUCAAGUGUCUUAUGUUCGUGCGUGGCCUCAAGUGCAAAGGGGACGAAAGGCUGCGCACACGGCUGAUGGCUAUGAUGGAAGAGCGCGAAGAUGUCACCCUGGCACAGCUUACGGAGGAGUGCGGGAAGCUUAUGGACAUUCAAAGCACUAGUGCUGUAAUUCGAGGACAGCAGCGAAAUGGCAGCCAAGCCAGUGGGCAACGACACGACAUUAAACGUAUGCGCCAUGACAAUUGAUUCUUGUAGGCUAUGUCGAACGGGAGGCAAGGGCGUAGCAAUAUAUACCUAGUGGCGGGGUGUUUUAGUAUCGCAGCAACAACAGGUCUUCAGCGUGGCACAGAGUAAGGAACAAUCACUCUGCAAAACAACAAAUUCACUAAUAGAGCGAUUACUCAACGUUUCAAGAAGAAGAUAUAGAAAAUGAUGCCUUAACAAUGCAACCACACAUCAACACCAACUGACGGAUUAGGAAGCUUAACUCAAUCCUGAUCCCGCCCUGAUCAUCUUCAUAAGUCAGUAUAAGCAACAACAUCAACGCUGAAGCUUAACAAUGAUAUGCAUUGGUGCUGAUCAAGUCCUGGCCAUCCCUCGAAGCUAGAACAAUGCAAUAACACCUGCUGACGGAACACGAAGCUCCACUCAAUCCUGAUCCCGCCCUGAUCAUCUUCAUCAGUCUGUUUUAGUAACAACAUCUACGCCAAAGACACUGCAUCCUACUCGAACACCUCCGCAGUGGAUAUCAGCUUACCGAUAUGUGCAGUGAAGGUGCCUUGUAGUAAGUAGUUGUAGAAGCACCAUGCAGAGGUUGCCUCGUCCUUUAUCUGUUCACAUAUGUGCCUAGCCGACCGAUUCGAGCUCUUAAUUUAUAACUGAACUAUCAUUACUAUCUAUUAUUAUUGCAAAGGUAGCGAUCAUUCGCCAUGCAUCCAAUUUCUCAUCAAUUUAAAAUAAAUGUUAUCCAUGUUCUAUAGUAACGGUCUAUAUAUAGGGCACGUGCUGCUAUUUCAAA
Molecule: messenger RNA, 1848 nt
Organism: Anopheles stephensi (Asian malaria mosquito)
Lineage: Eukaryota; Metazoa; Arthropoda; Insecta; Diptera; Culicidae
Exons: 2
Coding region: 129-1076 (315 amino acids)
Source: RefSeq, a predicted model, not a curated record